UUCCCUAUAGGAACAUAACUAACAUCCCUACAAUUAUUAGGCGGAACUGUAUAGUUGGUUGCAUUGUUGGCGGUCCUCUACAGUUUCAGUAUAUUUCGGUUGUUGCAAAGUAAUCGUCAUGGCUACUGAGCGGUACAGUUUUUCUUUAACCACUUUUAGCCCAUCUGGAAAAUUGGUGCAAAUUGAAUAUGCACUGGCAGCAGUUGCAGCAGGUGCUCCAUCUGUGGGGAUUAAAGCAUCAAAUGGUGUGGUAUUAGCUACAGAAAAUAAGCACAAGUCUAUACUUUACGAAGAACAUAGCGUAAACAAAGUUGAAAUGAUUACGAAGCACAUUGGUAUGAUCUACAGCGGGAUGGGUCCAGAUUACAGAUUGUUAGUGAAACAGGCCCGUAAAAUGGCUCAGCAGUAUCUCCUAGUUUACCAAGAACCUAUACCAACUGCCCAACUUGUACAGCGAGUUGCUAUGCUUAUGCAAGAAUAUACUCAAUCUGGAGGUGUUAGACCUUUUGGAGUUUCACUUUUGAUCUGUGGCUGGGACAACGACAAACCGUAUUUAUACCAAUGCGAUCCAUCUGGUGCUUACUUUGCCUGGAAGGCUACUGCAAUGGGAAAGAAUUUCAAUAAUGGUAAAACCUUCUUGGAAAAAAGGUAUAGUGAGGAUUUAGAACUUGAUGAUGCUAUUCACACUGCCAUUCUUACAUUAAAAGAAGGAUUUGAGGGUCAGAUGACUGCUGACAAUAUCGAAGUUGGUAUAUGUGAUGCAAAUGGCUUCAGACGAUUGGAUCCUUCUAAUGUAAAGGAUUAUCUCGCCAAUAUCCCUUAAUUCUAGAUUAAUUUUCUACUGUAUUAACCUACGACUUUCGUAAAAACGAUUAGUUCGUAUGGAUGGAUAUAAUAAAAGUUUCUUUUGAAUAUACAAACCUA
Cephus cinctus (wheat stem sawfly) is the source of this 924-nucleotide messenger RNA. It is a transcript of the gene Prosalpha2, whose product is annotated as proteasome subunit alpha type-2. The transcript is spliced from 3 exons. Gene Ontology annotation, cellular component: proteasome core complex, alpha-subunit complex; proteasome core complex. NCBI's taxonomy places the organism in Eukaryota, Metazoa, Arthropoda, Insecta, Hymenoptera, Cephidae. The record is from RefSeq and is a predicted model, not a curated record. Gene Ontology annotation, biological process: ubiquitin-dependent protein catabolic process. The coding region runs from base 119 to 823 and encodes 234 amino acids.